AUGGACCCCCGAGGGCCAGCACCACAGUCUUUCCAGAGAGCUGAAAAACCUGGUCGGGUCCGCCGUCGGAAGACCAGACGGGAGCGUAAUGAGGCCCUGGUGGGCAGCCGCCGGCCAUUGGCUCAUCAGGAGCCUUCUGUGGCUAGUCGGAAUCCACCCAUGGACCUCCAGGACCAUGUGGCCCCUACUGCAACCAAGCUAGUGGUCAUAACCCAGGGCCGGCUAAGCCGGGAGCACCGGGGUCUCUUCAACCAUGAGGUGAAAUCUCUGGAUGUGGCAAGGCUGCUGAGCAGUGGGUCACUGGAACCAGACACCCCCACAUUACCCACCAAGCCUUCCCCAAGCCCAGUCAGGGCCCAAGAACCAGGCCAACAGUCAAGGGGCAAGGAGAACCAGGUGUCUGGAGACUCUGGCCCAGGCCCACCUAGUCCCCUGGAGCUCCUUGGCUUGGGGCAGCUGCUAGGGGAGCUGCAGGGCCAGCUGAUUCUGCCACAGGCCUUCCCCAGGAGGAACCUAGUACAAGAGGCCAGGGAUGCCAUCCUGGGUACCUUACAGGUAUGCCAUGGUGGUGUGCCCGACCUUACCCUGGUGCUCCGAGGCUGCCAGCCAUCCUUGUCAGGGACCAAGCCUGAGGACUCUGAGAGAGGAAGGAUCAACAGCCCUGAGCAGACCCCAGGGGAAGGAAGGCAGAGGAGGAGAGGAGGACAGGGGACAAAGGAAUUCACCUUUGCUGUGCCUCACACCUCCAGCACUCUCACUACACACAGAGUGAGCCUGGCUCCACCGAAAGGUCCUUGGCCACCCACAUUGCCUUCCACAUCUCCGGUUGCCUGGGGCCCCCCAACAGCCUUUGACCUGCUGAAAAGCAUCUGGCUAGUAGCCACACCACCUCCUUCCUGGCCCCAUGGGGUCAGCACACCACAGUCCUUGCCUCAGCUACCAUCCCCCUUGUUUUCCCAAACCUCUGCCCUUGACUGGAGUCCUUGUCCCCCUGCCCCACUGCCCGGCCUCUCCUAUACAGUGGCCCAGAGCAGCCCAGAGGCCUGGUCCUUUCCACCCAUGAGACUGUACUAA
Molecule: messenger RNA, 1074 nt
Organism: Pipistrellus nathusii (Nathusius's pipistrelle)
Lineage: Eukaryota; Metazoa; Chordata; Mammalia; Chiroptera; Vespertilionidae
Source: the annotation of a GenBank genome assembly